GUGCCAUGGCUCACAGUGUCCCGAACGAGUUCUUUCCUCGCCAUGUAGUGCGCUAGGUCUUAGAUACAGGCUACUGCGCCGUGCCCUAGGUAGUGCACAGUUAUAGGGAAUGUACAAGUUAUUAGUGUUUACCCAACACCGUUGCGUGAGUUCUUCAACAGACACAAGCUUCAGAGUUCGGCCUUUUUCUCGACGAGCAGAUGCCGCAGAAGGAUCCGUGCCAGAAGCAAGCGUGCGCCAUACAGAAGUGUUUACAAGCGCAGAGCUACUCUGAGGAGCGGUGUGGAGACGCGCUGAGGGCGAUGCGGAGAUGCUGUGAGCUUCAUGCAGCCCACGAGUCUGUGUGCUGCUCUGGAUUUACACAAGAACACAGAAGCACAGAGGACAAAACACACCGAACACGACCAACUACAAAAUAAUGGCACCUGUUUAAAGCAUGCAUACACCGUGAGACCAAAAGUAUGUGCGCCCCUGACCAUCACAUCCAUAUGGUUCUUCUCCAAACUGCUGCCACAAAGUUUGAAGUACACAGUUGUUAAGAACGUCUCCGUUUGUUGGAACUCCGAGUCCAAGCCUGUUCCAGCAUGACGAUGCUCCUGCACACACAGCACAGAGCUCCAUGAAGGUUGAAGAACUCGAGUGUCCUGCACAGAGCCCUGACUCAACUCAACAUCCACCUUUGGGAUGAACUGGAACCUCCUCAGCAUCAGUGUCCGAUCUCACUAAUGCUCUUAUAGCUGAAUGAACACAAAGCCCUCCCGGAGGAGAAGAAUGGAGCUCAUUAUAACAGGAAAGGGGAAUAAAUCUGGAAUGAGUUGUUUUGUUUAACAAAUACGAGUGUGAUUGACGGGGUGCACAUACUUUUGGCCAUAUAGUGUAUAAACAGUGGUGUGUGGAUGUUUGAUUGUUUCAAAUAAGCCUCUUUGCAUAUAUUGUUCUAAAAAUAUGCUUCAGUGCUGAUUAAAGGAAAAUUGAAGAAAA
Neoarius graeffei (lesser salmon catfish) is the source of this 981-nucleotide messenger RNA. RefSeq names its product C-x(9)-C motif containing 4 homolog (S. cerevisiae) (gene cmc4). Bases 201 to 419 code for a protein of 72 amino acids. Lineage: Eukaryota; Metazoa; Chordata; Actinopteri; Siluriformes; Ariidae. Gene Ontology annotation, cellular component: mitochondrial intermembrane space. The record is from RefSeq and is a predicted model, not a curated record. The transcript is spliced from 2 exons.